Symbiodinium necroappetens is the source of this 1353-nucleotide messenger RNA. NCBI's taxonomy places the organism in Eukaryota, Dinophyceae, Suessiales, Symbiodiniaceae. The record is from the annotation of a GenBank genome assembly.
GCAGAGUGCCAGGUCGACAAUUUCGGACGUCUGGACAUGAAGUUGUACAAUGCAUGGAACGGCCUGCUGGCGGCACCGAAACCAAGCCUGGCAGAUCUCGACACGUGGCCCAUGGAUGAUGUCCUCAUUUACAACCAUCCCCAGUACCAUCUCUAUGUUGGCAGUCUUGUUUGCCCAUUUCGAUUUGACGAGCUCCGGAUGUAUCCUGACGUCGUCAUUGCUAUGAACAGAGAUGACCCACCUCGGUCAUGUGAGCCCUCCGACUGGUAUAAGCAUUUGGAGGCAUGUGGACCUUUUGGCACCGCACAUCUUCGCUAUGGUGGCUGGGACCAAACUCAUGCCAAUGAUUUCGACGCAGAACAGAGAACUCAUGAGUUCAAGAAAUCUUGGCACCGACUUGUUUCAGAUUUCCGGCAGCUUCUGACUUGCUGGCAUCGCGAUGACGACAGCCGCGGAAGGCAGAGUGCCGAUGUCCAAAGUGACAUCAAAAAGGGCAAGGGUUUUAACAAGGGCAAAUCAACCAAGAAGAAGAAAAAGGGCAGCAGUGCCCCUGGCCCUUGCAGCCCCUAUGGCCCCUCCUGGUCCAGCCACGGCAAGGCAAUCGGCAAGGCUUACAUCCCAGGCUACGACCCCAAUGGUCCUGCCGCCAGCAGCCAGGGCAAGGCAGUCAACAAGGGUUACCUCAAGAAUGCCAAUCCGACUGUCUCUGCCCCCGCCAGGCUGGGCAAGGCAACCAGCAAGGGCCAUGUCAAAUGCUCCAAUGGCAAGGGUGGGUUCGAUGCAAGGCAGAGUGCCGCUGCUGCAAGGCAGAGUGCCCUGGCUUCGGGUUUGCAGAUGGAUGAGGAGUCAUUCCCUGGUGAGCUAGCCCAAGCUCUUGAAGUAUUGGAGAAGAAGAAGGCUGGCCCAGAUGUUUGGAACUCGUGCUGUCAGAGAAGGCGGCCACUUCGUGUGCUGGUCCAUUGCUAUGGUGGUGUAAACAGGUCUGGUGGCCGUCAGCCCGUGUCGCCAGUCCAGACGUUGCUCGUCAUUAUCAUUGGUGCUGUGCUCAGCUUCCGAUUGGUGAUUCCGAAUGAUGCCAAAGGGGACGGGACUGUUUUGGGCAAGUUCAUUUCAGACCGCCUGGCCAACCAGAGCCGGUUGUACAAUGAGAAAGAGACCAUGCAAUUGGUCUUCAAGGCCUUCAAGUUCAUCCUUCAGGUACAAAUGCACCACCUGGAACAGGAAGGUGCUUUUCUGGCCGAUCUCCACGAGAACAACAUCACCGUCAUGUCAGAUGGGAAUGGGGGCCCUUUAGACGUGCAGUUUGCCUUCGUGGAUGCUUCGGGGCUCCUGACAGUCAAAGGGCCUAAGCGU